This is a messenger RNA of Pelodiscus sinensis (Chinese soft-shelled turtle), 723 nucleotides long. The record is from RefSeq and is a predicted model, not a curated record. Lineage: Eukaryota; Metazoa; Chordata; Testudines; Trionychidae.
GGAAAUGUGCCCCAAAUGAAAAAAGGGUUCCUGGCUCCUGUCACCAUGCUGCCUACGAAGGUGGAAACCGAGAAGCAGGAUCUGGAGACAACCAGCGCCCGGAGCCGCCUGGAUGCCGUGCUGCAGUGUCUGCUGGAGAAAAGCGAUGUGGACCGGGAGCAGAUGGAUGAGGAUGUGGGGAAGACGCCCAGCGACCCGCUCAGCAAGGACUCCUCCCCCUCCGCUGCUGGGAAGAGGCCCUCAGCCCGGUUCUCCCAUCACCGGCGCAAGAAGAGGAAGGAGACCGAUGAUAGCUUGACCGAGGGCAGCCAGCAGAGACAGAACACCUACAUCAUCAAGCUGUUUGACCGGAGCGUGGACCUGGCGCAGUUUGCAGAGAGCACCCCGCUGUACCCCAUCUGCCGGGCCUGGAUGAGGAACAGCCCCGCCGUGCGCGAGAGGGAGCGCUCACCCAGCCCCCCACUGCCUGCCUUGCCUGAGGAUGAGGAGGGGGCCGAGGGGCUGAACGGGAAGAGCCAGGACGUGUACAAGCUGCCUCCUCCGUGUGCCGGCCCAGAGAGUGCGGGCGGGGAGGUGCCUGCCGGCCCCCUGCCCUCGAUGUCGUCGCUCAUCUAUAGGAACAUGGAGCGCUGGAAGAAGACCCGCCAGCGAAUGACCACACUGGGUCAGACCAAAGUCCUGUCAACUGACAGCGGCCAAGGCCAGAUGCUCCAGAAGGAGUGA